Molecule: messenger RNA, 1013 nt
Organism: Papaver somniferum (opium poppy)
Lineage: Eukaryota; Viridiplantae; Streptophyta; Magnoliopsida; Ranunculales; Papaveraceae
Product: dynamin-related protein 5A-like
Exons: 7
Coding region: 320-706 (128 amino acids)
Source: RefSeq, a predicted model, not a curated record
CGAAAUUCUCUGUAACAACACUAAACUAGAAGCAUUCUACGCGUUUUGUAAGAAGCACAAGAGAACAACUGAAUUCUGUAGGCUUUGCGACAUAAUCAGAAACCAUCUUGCAAAUCUUAACAAAAUACAAGGGACCAGAAAGACAUACCUGACUAAUUGAGAUUGAACUUUGGCAGGAAGCUUUUCGUUUUGUGUAAGACAUUCAUGGUUUGAUGUGUAUGGUAAAGAAAACUCCCAAGCCAUAAGUGAUGGUCAUUUAUUAUGGCAAGCUGACGGAGAUGUUCCGGGUUUCGAACUAUCAACUUUAUAAUGCAUAUGCAUGGUCCAAACUGUUCUCACGACAAAGUGGACAAAAACAAUGGAGGCUAUGGAUAUGUUUCAGCUGCUCAAGAUCCUAACAUGUAUCCUAACCAAGGCUAUGUCGGUCCUGGAUAUGCACUUGGGAACUGUAAUCAAGUCUCGCAUCCCAGGCCUCCAGUCGAUAAUUAAUAAAAGUAUUGCUGAACUAGAGGCGGAAUUGAGUCGUUUUGGCAAGCCUGUUGCUUUUGAUGGUGGAGGUAAACUGUACCUGAUUAUGGAGAUUUGUCAUCUUUAUGAUGGAAUUUACAAAGAACAUCUUGACGGCAUAUAUGUAGCUGGUAGAUUGGAAUGUAGCUGGUGUUACUUUCUGGUAGAUUGGAAUGUAGCUGCCCCUGCCCACACAUGAACGACGUUCUUUGUCGUAUGUGAACCAGGGACACAACACAUGGAUGCUCUACUUGAUAUCAUUUAUGAAGUAUUGGCUAAGUUCAUCUUCAUCGGAGGAGCUAAUCGUUUUGUUGUUUAACAUGUUUUUUUUUAUCUUAUUGUCUAUUAGCAUCUUUUUGUUAGAACUUACUAGCUAGCUAGUUUGGACAUGUAUUGUCUUGAACCAAAAUUUCAUAUUUUUUGUGUAAUUAUAAACCCAAUGGAUAAAAUGAAUGAAUGUGGAAUUCUCAAGUUUGAGUUUGAAUUUGAAUUUCAGUUUGGGUUCC